AUGGCACCUUCACGUAUUGAAACUGCCGACACUGUUACGCCUGUCCCACAAAAGUUACAAGAGCGAUCUCCCACUGGUGACUGGCGUGAUGAUUUCUUUCGGUAUGGCUACACUGUUAUCAAGAAUGCCCUAUCCAAAGAGCGUGCACAGCAAUAUCAAACCGACGCCUUGACUUGGCUGGAGUCAUUUGGGCUAGGCUUCGAUCGCAACGACAAGAGCACCUGGAAAAAGGAGAAUCUUCCUCAAAAUUGGAAAGGAGGGAUGUAUCUUCAUUUCUCUGCUGCGCAUGAGAAAUACAUUGACCCUGGCGUGAUAGAACCCUUUACCAAGCUCUGGGAAACCGAUGAGCUAGUGGUUUCCUUCGAUACUGUAAACAUCACCCUACCCCAGUCCAUUGUUGGUGAAUACGACUCAACCCCCUGGCCACACGUUGAUCAAGCCCCCAAACGCCGAGGCCUCCGCUGCGUCCAAGGAAUCGUCAACCUCUCUGAAGCAGGUCCUAAAGAUGGCGGCCUAGUGGUGAUGAAAAAAUCUGCUCCUCUCUUCAAUCAAUUCUUCGACGAAAACCCAGUCAAGGGCCCUACUCCCUGGCGAACGGCCAAGCAUGAAGACUUCCAUCCUUUUCAAGAGAAAGAUCUUGACUGGUACCGCUCACACGGAUGUGAACUGGUCAAAGUCUGUGCCGAGCCGGGAGACUUGAUUCUCUGGGAUUCGAGGCAGAUGCACUGGGCUCAAUUCGGCGAGUCGGAUCUUAUCCGGACCAUUGCAUAUGUGACCUACACCCCUGCGAAAUGGAUGUCAGAGGAAGAUCGCCUUCUGAAGAAAGAUCUGUUUGAGAAUUAUGAGACGACUACGCACUGGCCGCAUACGAAUCUUUUUUCCCAUGGAAAGGCUAAGGUUGAGGUUGAUGGGCAGGAAGUUGUUGAUCCUUUAGAGAGGGAUGAGCCAAUUACUAAGCCUAUCAAGACCGAGAAACUGCUCAAGUUGGCUGGGGCAUUGCCUUACUAG
This is a messenger RNA of Penicillium waksmanii, 1008 nucleotides long. RefSeq lists its product as uncharacterized. The record is from RefSeq and is a predicted model, not a curated record. The transcript has 2 exons. Bases 1 to 1008 code for a protein of 335 amino acids. Lineage: Eukaryota; Fungi; Ascomycota; Eurotiomycetes; Eurotiales; Aspergillaceae.